AUGAAUUGUUUUUCAACCAAAGCAGUAAUACAAAUGGUCGUGCGUCAGUAUAAUUCAUCGAAAAAAAAUUCAAAGCCUCUUCGAAAUUAUUUAAAACAAAAUUCAAGAUUUCUGGACUCUUUGAGAGUACAUGUGAAAGCUGGAACUGGUGGAUUUGGUUUCCCAAAAUAUGGUGGUGAAGGUGGCAAAGGCGGUGAUGUCAGUUUUGUAGCUACAGAUGGUAUGACACUAAAAGAUUUUUUAAAUAAAUAUCCACGAAAAAAAAUACAAGCUGAAACUGGUGGAAAUAGUCAUAGUAGACGUAUACUUGGUCAAAUUGGUCAGGACAAAAAAGUAAACGUGCCUAUAGGUAUAACUGUGUAUGAUGAUAAAAACGUGUUAAUUGGUGAUCUAAAUGAAAAAGAUUCUGAGUUGAUUGUGGCUAAAGGAGGAGAAGGAGGUAAAAAUUCCAAUGGAUAUUGUGGUGUUAAAGGAGAGAGCCGAUCUGUAAAACUUGAACUUAAAUUAAUUGCUGAUAUUGGUCUUGUUGGUUUUCCAAAUGCUGGAAAAUCCACAUUUUUAAAAGCUAUUUCUAAUGCCAAACCUAAAAUUGCAUCUUACCCAUUCACAACCAUUAGACCCAAUAUUGGUAUUUUGUCCUAUGAAGAUUUACGACAAAUAUCAAUGGCAGACUUGCCAGGGCUUAUAGAAGGAGCUCAUUGUAAUAUUGGAAUGGGUCAUCGAUUUCUAAGACAUGUCGAGCGAACAAAAUUACUGCUUCUUAUUGUUGAUAUUAAUGGUUUUCAAUUAAAUCCCAAACAUAAAUUUAGAUCAUGUUUAGAGACAAUUAUUUUAUUGAAUAAAGAACUUGAAUUGUACAAAGAAGAACUACUUGAUAAACCUGCAAUGUUAUUAAUUAACAAAAUGGAUACUGAGGGUGCCAAAGAGAAAUAUUUAGAAAUUAAAGAUCAAUUAGAAAAUUUAGAUGAAGCUCUUUUAUCAUUUCCAAAAGAAAUACGACCAUUAAAAUCAAUUAAAUUUGAUAAAAUCAUACAAAUAUCUGCUAAAAACCAGCCAGAUGAUAUAAAACAAGUUAAACAAAUAGUACGUAAUCUGCUAGAUAUCAAUGAAGAAUUAAGUAAUGAUGUAGAAUGCCAUCCUCUAGAAGAUCUUAAAGAACAAUUAAGAGAACGAGGGCCAGUUUUAUUAUGAUCUAUAUAUAUUUUUUACCUUAGAAUAUUUCUAUAAAAUUAAGUAUCUUGUU
Sipha flava (yellow sugarcane aphid) is the source of this 1243-nucleotide messenger RNA. Its product is annotated as GTP-binding protein 10 homolog. NCBI's taxonomy places the organism in Eukaryota, Metazoa, Arthropoda, Insecta, Hemiptera, Aphididae. The coding region runs from base 1 to 1191 and encodes 396 amino acids. The record is from RefSeq and is a predicted model, not a curated record. Gene Ontology annotation, molecular function: GTP binding; GTPase activity. Gene Ontology annotation, cellular component: mitochondrion. The transcript is spliced from 7 exons.